CAAAGCUGUGCUUCUGCCAUGGAAACUCUGUGAUACAUAGAACCCCCGGGGAUUCCCCCCCCCUCCUCCCCUUUUCAAAGCUAAUCUCGAUCUGAUGCACGGAAAGGAUGAUUCAUCACCUCUCAAGCCACCAAGUCCGAUCGCGGAAACUGCCAAGGCCCACUGCACCACACGGCCAGGCUGGAAAAACUGCAUCUUUCCCCCACCCGGAUAUCGAAUCCGUGAUUUACAGGUCUCUUAUUGAAUGGGGGGAAGGGGGAAAGGGUGGUGUGGGAGAUGACACCGCCAAAAACGCCUCCACUGGCUAGUCUCGCCUAAAAUACGAAUCGUGCAUGUCUUAC
Messenger RNA from Aspergillus aculeatinus CBS 121060, 341 nucleotides. RefSeq lists its product as uncharacterized. The record is from RefSeq and is a predicted model, not a curated record. The transcript is spliced from 2 exons. The coding region runs from base 108 to 308 and encodes 66 amino acids. NCBI's taxonomy places the organism in Eukaryota, Fungi, Ascomycota, Eurotiomycetes, Eurotiales, Aspergillaceae.